Iphiclides podalirius (scarce swallowtail) is the source of this 282-nucleotide messenger RNA. Lineage: Eukaryota; Metazoa; Arthropoda; Insecta; Lepidoptera; Papilionidae. The record is from the annotation of a GenBank genome assembly.
AUGUCGUUGUGUCGUCUGCGCGCGCGCACCCGCACCACCCUCCCGCACGCCCCGCUGUCUGACGGGCGACUGACCGGGCGGCAGCGGCCGACGGAGAUGCGGCGCGCGCUAGAUAGUAGACGCUAUGGUACCCCGUGGGUUCGUUGGCCGGGGGCGGCGCUCACUCGUCAGCUGGCGGGACGUCGACCUCGCGUUUGGUCCCGGUCGGGCCCCGUUCGCCCCUCGCAGGCUUCCACGUGCUUCGUCGAUCGCAGCUGCCGCUUUGAGAAAAACAAACGAAUG